Molecule: messenger RNA, 1909 nt
Organism: Platichthys flesus (European flounder)
Lineage: Eukaryota; Metazoa; Chordata; Actinopteri; Pleuronectiformes; Pleuronectidae
Gene: rad51c
Product: RAD51 paralog C
Exons: 5
Coding region: 207-1205 (332 amino acids)
Biological process (GO): reciprocal meiotic recombination; DNA repair; meiotic DNA recombinase assembly
Cellular component (GO): Rad51C-XRCC3 complex; Rad51B-Rad51C-Rad51D-XRCC2 complex; replication fork
Molecular function (GO): ATP binding; crossover junction DNA endonuclease activity; ATP hydrolysis activity
Source: RefSeq, a predicted model, not a curated record
AUUCGCAGAGACAUGUGACGGAUGGUCUCCGACUUGUUAAAGCGAAAUCAAACUCUUACUUUGAAAUCUUCACCCGGGAAGUGUGUGCAUGUACGAUUCAUGGCGGCAUGUUGUGAAGAAGAGGAAGAAGAAGAAGAGCAGACCCAAACCUCCAGUAGGUGGCGCUGAUGCACCUCAAAAGAUAACCACCAGUAAAGAAGAAGAAGAUGCUUCGCUCAGUUUCCAGUUUACGUUUAAGUCUUAACGUGAAGGUGAAACUUGUCUCUGCUGGUUUCCAGUUCACCUCUGACCUUCUGCACCUUCACCCACCACAGCUCAGCCAAGAGGCUGGUCUGUCCCAGCAGGAGGCGCUGGAGGUGCUGCAGGCUGUGAGGAGUGGAGGUGGGGGGGCGUCAGUCUCUCUCACUGCUCUGGAGCUCCUGCAGAAGGAGGCGGAGACGAGGAGCAUCGUGACCUUCUCCUCUCGACUGGACGCGGCGCUCAGCGGCGGAGUUCCUGUCGGGAAAACAACGGAAAUCUGUGGAACGCCAGGAACCGGGAAAACACAACUGUGUCUGCAGCUGGCGGUGGACGUCCAGGUGCCUCAGUGUUUCGGGGGGGUCGGAGGUCAGGUGGUCUUCAUCGACACAGAGGGCAGCUUCCUGCGUCAGAGGGUCACCGACGUGGGCGGGGCCGCAGUCAGACACUGCUCCCUAUUGGUCGAGGAUGAGGAGCAGCGGGUCGCCAUGACAACCUUCACCGUGGAGGAUAUCCUGUCCAACAUCUUCCUGGUGCACUGUUAUGACCACGUGGAGCUGCUGGCGGAGCUUCACCUGCUGCCCGACUUCCUGUCCGAUCACCCGAGGGUCCGCCUCCUGGUGAUUGACAGUGUGGCCUUUCCAUUCAGACGGUUUGACGACCUGUCACAGAGGACACGCCUCCUCUACGGCCUCGCCCAGCAGCUCUCUGCUAUAGCAACCAGACACACUGUAGCUGUUGUGAUCACCAACCAGAUGACCACGCGGGUGCGGGGCAGCCAAUCACAGCUGGUCCCUGCCCUGGGGGAUAGCUGGGGCCACGCCUCCAACAUCAGGCUCCUCCUCCAGUGGUCAGGGUCACAACGCCUGGCAACAGUUGUUAAAUCUCCAAGUCACGCGGACGCCACCGUCCAAUACCAGAUCAGCUCAGACGGCUUCAGAGACAGUGACCAAUCAGGAGCCGGCUGAUUGGCCUGAGGGUUUUCAAUAUGUGAAGAUGAAGGAGACGAUUCUGCUCGGACACGUUCAUGAGUUUAACUGUAAAUAAAUAACAGACUGUAGAUAUGUUAAAACUGAUUCAAAUAUAAAGUAAAUAAUAAUAAAUAUUACGUUUUCCAUACGGGCGGCUCAGCACAUUUCCCCUUAAGAGCAAGUCUGAUAUUGAGAGGAUGUUUUUAUGUAGUUGACCAUUUUUAUCACAAUGUCGAGAACAUGUUGAAGAUCUGGUUCAAGUGUUUCUCUUGCAGGAGACUCUCUGUGGAUAAUACAGUGUGUGGAAUGUACGUGCGGCUCCACUGGUAACACUCUCUCUUUCAGUCCUGUCCCGACACACACAAGACAGUUUACUGAAGAAGUUUGAUAUAUCUGUGGAGUCAUCUGACUGUAAAGCAUAUUUCCAUUUCUCUGUCCACCAGCUGACACAUUAUGUCCCGGGCCAUGUCGGUGACGCACCGAGCAAUAGUCCCGUUAGACAGCGGCACUGAUUCCAGAUCAUUCCAGCAGCGGGUUUAAUGUUUUGCGAUUGUCUCUGGCUUUUUUGCCUUUGCAAUUAAAUAUGCUAUAUGAUGCCCAUUGAGCUGCGGCUGGGAUUGGCUUUUGAUAUACUAAGGACUUUCUUUUGGUCUUGUAAAUAUUCAUACAAUAAUGGGUUAAAUAUUCCAUUUUAAAUAAUU